AAUCAGACAGGAAGCCACAAGUGUUGGCCAAUCAGAGGCCGGGUAGGAAACAGUCAAGCGAGAAGCUUAUUUUUUCUUCCGGGUUAAUCUCGGUCCGUCUGAAAACUGACUGAGUCGUAGAAAUAGAAUCGUCUCUAAAGUCUAAACUCUGGAUAAUGUGCUGUGAUAUAUAUAUUUUAACUGAAUGGGAAUUUAAAUCAGGCACAGGCACGAAGAGCUGAAGGACCAUCAGGACGUGGGGGUUUCGACACUCGGCGGAGAAGGGCGGUGCCGUUCUAAAUAAAGUCUCUAUUUCGUCUUGUUCAGCGGAAAGAGACCCAGGGAGUGUCCGCCUCACAGCUCGUGUUCGGAGGCGUAUAUGAAGUUUGAGUCACUCCGGUUCUGAGUCGCGAACAUGGAUGGACACUCGAGGUUCGGGCCCGUCAAGGUGCUGCUUCUCGCCGCCCUCACGAGCUCCGCGCUGGGCCAAAGUUUACUGUACAUCGAGGAGGGAAAACCCCUGGUCCUGACUCCUCCGAAGCAAGGAUCUGUCAUCACCAGCGUCGAGUGGACCCACAACACGAACCUGGUGGUGGAGUGGAGGAAUAAUGUUCUGGAGUUCUACAGGUCGUUUAAAGGACGGACCGAACUGGACAAGAGCACCGCACAACUGACCGUCAACAGCGCCACGCAAAGCGACGGGGGAGAUUACAAGGUGGAGAUCAACAACCAGCAGCUGAGUCAAGUGUACACGGUUAGAGUGAUCAAGAGGGUGACCAAGCCCUCGGUGGUGGUGAGGACCCCGUCAUGCGGCCCCACUUCCAGCAACUGUAACUUCACCUGUCAGGGAGACUCCACCGGGACUCAGCCCCUCACCUACAGCUGGAGGAAGGACUCAGGUGACCCGGAUGAGCGAGGUGAGUGGGAGCUGGGGCCGCAGACCAUGAACCUCCUCCUCGAUGACGUGAAGACGAAGCAUGUAAAACAGAUCUCCUGCAGAAUGAAGAACCUUGUCAGCGAAGAGGAGAGCGACCGUCUUGAUAACCCAAUGUACCCGAAGGACAAGGGGUCUUCAGGCGGGCUGGCUGCAGCUAUCAUCGUCCCGAUCCUUCUGGUCUCGGGACUUUGUGCGGGAUUUGGAUAUUGGAAGCGAGAAGAUAUCAAGAAAGGGUUCUGUGCAGAUUCAGGGGCUAUUUAGUGGAGGUCUGGAGUUCUGCUUUAAGUGAAAGAGAUGGAAGUCCAUCUGUUAAAUGACCCCUGAAUGAAAAGCCAAACUAGACAGGUUUACAUUCCUCCACCAAGGCCAUCAGUCUGCCUCACUAUGAAACACAGAGCAGAAGAAAAAAUGCUAGAUUUUACCCCAAAAUGAAUUGAGCUCUUCCUUAAGUCGUGCCCCCGCCCUCCUCUAAACUUCACAGGACUCUGUUCAGUGGUUUCUUCGUGUUUCUGCUAAGGAGCAAACGCAGGUAAAACCACGACCUCCGUCCAGCUGAUGAAGCUCCAGCAUCACAUCGGGUCUCCGGUGCUUUUAACAAAUCAUCUAUUCAUCCCUGAAUUCUUCCUGUUGCAGAGGACUUUUUAGUUUUUUUAAUAUAAAAUCACAACAGCAGAGCUGAGGGCAGAAGCUAAGACAUUUUAUAAUCUGACUAUAUUGUCUAUUUUUUAAGCAACCACCUGUGUACAGGCUUUAGCUGCAUGGUCUUAAAAUUAUGAGCUGGGUGAGAAAAAUUAUUCAGUAACUGCCCGUCUCAAUUCAUAGUAUCAAAGUGGUGGAAGAAAUUAUGCUUUUUUUAAAUCAAGAAGGGGAAAACAACAGUUUAGAAAUAUAAUUUAACUAUUAUAUGUAAAGUCAGGGAAUCUAAAUGAACUUGAGCUGCUUUCAGACCUUCACUUAACUGAUAUUCAGAUGAAAUAUUCCGGAAGUUCUGUAUGUGAGAACAAAUGUCUGAGCCAGUGUCUCCCUGCAGCCUCUGAGUAAAAUGUAUUCAAAAAUAAUUUUAUAUGAAAUGUUGAUGUGUGAGGAAGAGUUAAUUUUAAUGACAUCACAUGCUUCAGCUUGUGAAUUCAUAUCUUAGCAGACACGUUUCCAUGGACACCCAUAUUCUGACCUUUACCAGAAUAAGACAAUCAGAAUAAGGCACUGCAUGUAAAGGGCAUGUUCUGAUGAAUUGAGCCUGAAUGAGAUCAUACUCAGACUAAUCAAUUAUCAAACUAAGAACUAUUGAGUAUUCUGCCUUUAGCCUCAUUAUGUUUAUGUGUUAAUCUCAUUAUAAUGUCCCAUUGGAGGUUUCACAGCAUUUUGUGUCAUCGACAUGCAACAGUUACCAACUGAUGACAACAUGUGUCCUAGAUUUGAAUGUAAACAAGAUUAAAAAAUAUAGAGCAUUUUAAAGUUUGUUAAAACCAGACAGAAAACUCUCAGAAGGGUAAAUUACAGAAUCGGGCAUUAAAUAAUUCCAGUGUGGAGUUUUAAAAUUCUAGUGGGAAUGUCAGACGAAUGACAUAAUGGACUCAAUCUUGACAUGUGACAUCAUCAGUGUAACAAGUCACCAGGAUUAUGAAUGGAAUAUUAUAUUAGCAACGAGUGUCAACAUUAUAUUCAUAUUAUUGUCCUAUUCUGAAUAAGGCCAAUAGUUAAUGUUUUGUUGUUCAUGUAAACGCAAGUAGCAAUAUAAUAACUUCCUAAUUGAUAUGUUGAUGGAGUAAUCAGAUUAUUAUUGUGAUGGAAACUGGAAUGAGUAAUUCAAAGUUGACCUCCUGAGUAAAUGAUCUUCAUUACCUUCCACCGCUGCACAACUAUGACUGAACCAUGUAAAUUGAAGGUCAAAAGAGUUCCUGGCUUAUUAUGUGCAAUCUUCUGUAUGUUGUUAACUGUUUCUUCCUUUUAUCAAUUUGUAUCCUUCACUCAAGGCAGAAUAAUUGAAUGUAUUUUUUUAAACACAGCUUGUAGUGAGUCAGAAUAAUUUUCUGAUUAUUUUUCCAACAAUAUGCACGUACAGGGUCAAUGUGAAACAUUAAGACGCAUGUGUGUGAUUAAAUUCAACAACCAAGUCAUUAUCUAACUAAUACCAUGUUUUAUGCACUGACUGCUUCUGUGUAUUUAAAGUUAAUCCCUCUCUGCUCUGAAAAACAUCUUCCUCUCUUAACAAAAUGGAAAUCUGUUACGGAAACUUCCAUUUUGUCUUUGUUAUUUAUAGUUUCUCGCAUUUUAAAUGUUUGAAGCUGUGGAGUUGUGUGCCUUGAAAUUAAAUUUAUUUAGUUGAUAGUAUAAAA
This is a messenger RNA of Pleuronectes platessa (European plaice), 3252 nucleotides long. RefSeq lists its product as uncharacterized. NCBI's taxonomy places the organism in Eukaryota, Metazoa, Chordata, Actinopteri, Pleuronectiformes, Pleuronectidae. Bases 395 to 1177 code for a protein of 260 amino acids. The transcript has a single exon. The record is from RefSeq and is a predicted model, not a curated record.